GCGAACAGCGACGUUUAUAAAUAAAGCGCCCACAGCUGCACGGACUGGUACUGUGUCGACUUUGUUUAAUAUUCCAGCAGGGAACCAGCAAGCUGCUGUACUGUAGCCGACACGGGACAAGCCCUCUGUUGCGUUUCUGUCGCGUCCCAGUGUUGAAUUACAGUGUGAUUGUGUAGUAGAGAGGAGAAACCGGUCGGAGGAGGUGAACUGGUUCAGGCCUCGGCUGGAGGAGCUGGUGUGACGUAGCAGUCCACCAACACACACUCUCGCGCGCGCACGCACUGGCUGCCGCUGCGCCUGCCAGAAUCUCAAUGUGGGGAAAUGACCGCGAGUGACCUCAAAGGAAACGCUGUAUUUUCGCGGCUGCUCGCGUUUUAAUUUUACACGCAAUUACAGCGAGAAUGUGCGUCAAAAUUUAGCGUGAUAUCUCAUUGUGGAAGACGUUUCACUGCGGGAAAGGACACGAGCAAACUGGUCACUAGCUGACUGUGUCACUAGCUUGCGAGCAGCCGGGCUAACGUUAGCUAGCUGAGCUAAAGCAGUAGCCGGGUGUCUCACCGCUAGCGGCCGUGCUUGUACUUCUCUCCUCCCCCUGCAGAUGCUAAGCUAGGCUAGGCUAGCUGCUGCCAUGGAUAAAGCCAAGUCAAUGAUCGAUAAGAAAGGAGCGUCGGGACCUUUUCAUGUCAACAACGGGCAGAGCCAGAGGGGGUUUCAUGCUAACGGCAGCUGCUGCAGUAGCAACAGUGCAUUCGGCUCGAGCUCCGGACCCAACAGCAGCACAUUUGAGAACAUGCAUCACCUGCACCGCGGGGACGAUGCGGAGUGUAACGGGUCCCCGGCCAAGAGGUGCCGGCUACGGAGGAGGACCGAGUCGGUGAGACGGAACAGACCACCCUUCCCCUGGUUUGGCAUGGACAUCGGUGGCACCCUGGUCAAGUUGGUGUACUUUGAGCCGGUCGAUAUAACUGCUGAGGAGGAGCAGGAAGAAGUGGAAAACCUCAAGUCCAUCCGCCGCUACCUCACCUCAAACGUGGCCUAUGGUAAAACAGGUGUCCGUGAUGUCCACCUGGAGCUGAGGAACCUGACCAUGUGCGGCAGGACGGGAAACCUGCACUUCAUCCGCUUCCCAACGCAGGCCAUGCCCCGUUUCAUCCAGAUGGGUCGCGACAAGAACUUCUCCAGCCUGCACACAACGCUCUGCGCCACCGGAGGCGGGGCGUACAAGUUCGAGAAUGACUUCAGAACGAUGGCCGACCUGGAGCUGCUAAAGCUUGACGAGCUGGACUGCCUGAUCCGCGGCCUGCUGUUCGUGGACAGGGUGAGCUUCAACGGACACCCAGAGGGCUACUACUUCCAGAACCCAUCAGACACACAGAGCUGCGUGAAGAAGCCCUGCACCCUGGACAACCCCUUCCCCAUGCUGCUGGUCAACAUCGGCUCCGGGGUCUCCAUACUGGCUGUGUACUCGGAGAACAACUACAAACGGGUGACUGGGACUAGUCUCGGCGGCGGUACAUUCCUGGGCCUUUGCUGUCUUUUGACGGGCUGCGAAACCUUCGAGGAGGCGUUGGAAAUGGCCAGCAAGGGCGACUCCACCAACGUGGACAAACUGGUGAAAGACAUCUACGGUGGAGACUACGAGCGCUUUGGCCUGCAGGGCUCUGCUGUAGCAUCCAGUUUUGGCCACAUGAUGAGCAAAGAGAAGCGAGACAGCAUCAGUAAGGAAGACCUCGCCAGAGCCACAUUGGUAACCAUCACUAACAACAUAGGAUCCAUAGCACGGAUGUGUGCUGUCAACGAGAAAAUCGAGCGUGUGGUGUUUGUUGGGAACUUCCUUCGUAUCAACACAGUGUCCACAAAGCUACUAGCCUACGCCAUGGACUUCUGGUCGAAAGGACAACUACGAGCCCUCUUCCUGGAACACGAGGGUUAUUUCGGAGCCGUUGGGGCACUGAUGGAGCUGCUCAAGACAACAGAGGACCCAUGAAGGAUGUUACAUUGUGACAUCAUCGACCCUCGACAAGACGAUGUCAUCCACCCCCGAAUGCUGUGAUGUCAUCAACUCUCGAUGCUGUGACGUCAUCAAUUUUUGAUGCUGCUGAAAGGUCCUGUUCACAGAGGCCGCUAAAGGAACACUAAGAGAGAGAGCGACACACAGAAACUGAGAAAAGCCAUUUUAAUAAUUUAACACGUGUAAAUAAUGAUAACCUCUAACAUUCAUCUCCUGAGCUCCCCCGACAGAGUCCCCCUAUCAUAGAGGUUUUAAUAUUGUAAUCUUUAAUUUAUGGUUUCCUGUAAUCACCUCUGUUGAUUCCAGUAAUCAGCCCUGUGUCAGGAAGCACAAAGUGUUUUAGUGUUUUUCGUCACUGUGUGUAUUUGUGUGAAUAGCUACUGUAGCAUUAUGUCCUGGAGGCUGUGGUUCCACAGGCAACUAUUUGUGCAGCAAUUCUCGAAGAUUAGAUGUCGGCACAGAAAUUACGUCACUCUUGAAAGAGCAGUUGGGCAUUUUUACCACCAGGGACUCAAGGAAAUUCCUUUUCUGUGACUGCAGAUACAUUUGACCAGCGAUGCCUCCUGCCUUCAGCUGUCAGAGUGCAGACAGGCAGCUGUAGCUGAACCCAUCUGGGAACCCAUCGGCUAUCAGUCUGACAACGAUUUAGCUUCUUUGGGCAAUGGCCAAUAUUUUAGAGAAUCGAUUGAAGCCAGCGGUUACCUGAAUCACAGAUAUCCAUGCUCAUUGUUUACAGUCUGAUUAGCAACUUGAGACACUAUACACAGAGUCCUGGUGCUCUAUAAACACAUAUGUGCAUAUUGAAAAGCUAAAAAGUCCUCAGACAAUAGCUGAUGGUUUCUGAGAUUGCAUUUGAACCAAUGCGUUCCACGUCUUUCACUCUCCACACGGUCGUUUAAUCUGCAUGCAACAGAAGCCUGCUGAAACAUGACUGGUCAAUGUUACUUGGACUACUAACAAAAAAAGCAAAUAUGCAGAUAUCUGUUUAUUACAGACGCUGUCAAACCAUCAAGACCACAGCUAGUGGUCAUCCAGCUCCAAAACUACAGCUGGACAGCAGUCCUGGCAGCAGCUAGGGUUAGGAGGCAUUGCGUUGCUGCACAAAAGGUCGCCCACCACGCCACAGCCGAAGGAGUGCACUGAGGACAAAUCCUGUUGAGAUUCAUACGACGCCUGCCUCCUUCAGCCCAGAGGGCAAGCAGAGAAACAGUCUUUAAUUCUUUCUGUUGCUCCAUUGCUCAUGGCCUUCGCUUUUUGUUGUGUUUGUCCUCCGUCUGCCUACAUGUAAACGACAUUAACAACACCAUAUUGCCACACAUGCGUACCUAACCUGCUGAGUUUAGUGUUAGCUGACGGGACCAAGACCUUGUCUUCCAACAGAUGGCGCUGCAGUCGUGUCUUUGUUGUUUAUGUCUGUUGACCAGCAUCACCACAGCUGUAGUUGAGGACACAGUCUGUUCAGUGGCUUGUGUUUGUGAUUUGUAAGAAUACUGUGGGAUUCUUUUCUCUGUAGGGAAUCAUAUUUUCUUUCCCUCUUACUCUUCCCUGUCUUGUCAAUGUCACGUCAGGAGGGUGGGGGCCUGCUUCCUCACCCUCUCGCCAACCUGGCUGCCUUGUUUGGAUGGUGCAGUGUGAUUUAAUGAGGAGAUUAUGGUCCAGCACCUCCUGCUGUAGAUGCAGACGCAGAAGAAUGGUGUCACCUUUUGGGAGACUAUAGGGACCAAGAUGCUUGUAGCCAAGAGUUGCCCCUCAUGUUAAACACACUACAAAUUUGCCUGCAGCAGUAUCAGCUCAUCUUUUAGGUUAGAUUGUGUUUUUACUGUCUUUAUGGUGCAGAUUUUUUGCAUGACAGUCAGUGGUUUGUUCUCUGAAGUGCUGCUGGGUGGGUGGAGUUUUAUUCCCCCCAUUUUG
Messenger RNA from Epinephelus fuscoguttatus (brown-marbled grouper), 3922 nucleotides. RefSeq names its product pantothenate kinase 1a (gene pank1a). Gene Ontology annotation, biological process: coenzyme A biosynthetic process. The coding region runs from base 629 to 1987 and encodes 452 amino acids. Gene Ontology annotation, molecular function: pantothenate kinase activity; ATP binding. The record is from RefSeq and is a predicted model, not a curated record. Lineage: Eukaryota; Metazoa; Chordata; Actinopteri; Perciformes; Serranidae. Gene Ontology annotation, cellular component: cytosol; nucleus. The transcript is spliced from 8 exons.